Messenger RNA from Camelina sativa (false flax), 4118 nucleotides. The record is from RefSeq and is a predicted model, not a curated record. NCBI's taxonomy places the organism in Eukaryota, Viridiplantae, Streptophyta, Magnoliopsida, Brassicales, Brassicaceae.
AUGAAUUUUUUUCGUCUUCCUUAUCAAAAUGUACCCAACAAGCAACGGCACAAACCAAAAGACGCAUCAACCAAACACAUGUAUAUAGACACGUGUCAAUCUCUCGUUCUUCUUGACUUGUCAUUUUUUUUUUUUUCUUACAAAAUAUAGAAGAAGCUCUUUUUUUGUUUUUUGUUUUUGGUAAACAAAAUAUAGAAGAAGCUCUUGUGUCGUCGUCCUCUACGAAUUGUUGAUCAUCAACAUGAAGACCAUUCGCCAUAUAGGCAUUAACGCAAAUUCAAAGAGCUACACAGCUUUUGGGUUUAUAUUUUUUUCUUACAUUUUUCCCGAAAAAAUCGCAAACGAAUAAUGCACACAAGGUGUUCGACAGAAAUCCUCAAGGUCAAAUUGGGUUUCUUUGUUUUUAUAAACGGUUAUUAUAGUUCCCGCCUCUCUCUCUCUCUCGAGCCUCUCACAAAUCUAUCUGAAUCAUAUAAUCACGUUGGAGUGGAGACCAAGAAACACACAAGAAUCUUGAGAUAUCGUUACUAAUGGAGUCUUCUUCUUCUUCUUCUUCUUCUUUCAAGGUUCUUGAUGAGAUGGCAAAACUCUACGAAGAAGCUAAAAAUCUCGUCGCUAAUGGAAACCACAUCAAGGCGUUGGAGAUAUUUGAAGAUUUGAUUUUUGUCCAUAAGCAAGCCAAGGACUCAAUUACUCUUCAUCACGAUCAAGGUCACUUAUUCGUAGCACUAGCGAAAAGAGCAGAGAACCCUAACUUGACGUUCGCAUAUAGGUUGGGUUCCGUGGAAUGCUUUGAAAACGCUGGAAUGUCACCACUCUCUGCAUGUUCUCUCUACCUUUUAGCCCAACAGCUUGGGUCAGUGAUGUAUGCCAAGAAAUGCGUAAGCAAAGCGAGAGAAGGUAUAAAAUUUUGUAGCAACUCGGAUUUGAAAGAAAUGGAGGGCAAGGAUAAAGGAAUGAUGACUUUAAUCGGUAAAGCAGCGUUCAUCAUCGCUGAGUCCAAGACUUCUUCUACAAACAAGUGCGAGCUAAUAACUGAUUUGGAGUCAAAGAAGAGUCCAGAGCCGCCGCUUAAGGAUGAGUAUAAAGGACUGAGGUCGUAUUGGUUAGGUUUGGAUGUUAAGAUCAAAAGGGACUUUAUGAAAGUAAGCAUUGCAAAUCUUUUAAGUUUUGUCGAGGGAGUAGAACAUUACAAAGCGGAGGGACGAGAUGCUUUGGAGCAAGUUCUCGCUUCUGCAAGGGAAGACGGUAAAUGGACUUUCUGGAUGUGUAGAACUAAAUGUUUGAAGAAGUUCUCUAGUGCUGAAGAAUGUAAGAAUCAUCUUGAACAAGAACAUGCUGCUGAUUUUAAAAUUUCUUCAGAAAAGGAUACGGUCAAGAGGAUUGGAAAAGACUGGGCUCGUAAGAUAUCUGUUGGAAGUUGGGAACCAGUAGACGCAGUAGCUGCCGUUGAAAUGAUCAAGAACCGGCUCGCAGAUGUGAAAGCGUUUGCAUCUAAGAAUGGAUGGUCCAAAGAAUGGCCUAUAGCUGUGGAUGAAGAGCGGAGUAAGUUACUUAAGGAAAUCAAAUCGCUCCUUGUCUCGUUUUGUGACCUUAAAAUUCUCUCAUGUAGCAUCCGAGACUGGGUGAUGCGUUAUCCACUUAAGCAUCUUGGAAAACUUGAAGUUUCUGAACAGAAUCUUGUCGAUUAUCACCUAGUGGAAACACCUCAGAGUAUAUGUUUUCUUGAAUGCCAUGAACUCAAUCAAAUCCUAGGCUUUCUUAAAACCAUCAAGUGUGAAAGGGAUGAUGGUACAGAUCUGGUUUGCAGAGCAGUGGACAGCGUCUUGGCUCGUACUCAAGUUAAAGAAAAGAUCGACUUUGAUCCUCAGUAUUCGUAUCUGCUUCUGGAUAAAAGACUGCUGAAAAACAAUGAUGCUCCAUUUGAUUAUGAAGGGGCAAUCAAUGUUUUAGAUCCCAAUGUUCACUACUCCAAGGCACAUGCUCAUGGAGAUGAUAUCAUAUCCUGGUUAACUGACUACAAUUCAGUGGAUAAGACUUUUCCCAGACCUAUCAGGGAACACAAUUUUAGUAUCUGGGUGGCUGUUCUGAAAGCUGUUCAGUUCACAUGUAGGACUCUGAGAGCCAAAUAUGCAAAGAAAGUGCAGUUCUUGAUUUUUGAUGCAGCUCUUAAUGUUGUUGAGAAAAUUUGUACGCGUGAAGAUGAAAGGAGAAGGAAUCUGCCGGAAGACCAGUGGAGCUUAUAUUCAUCUCUUGUAUGUGAUUGUUGUGAAGAAAGAGUUCCUGAAGAUUCCCUCCCUACAAAAUUGUUGUUCUUGUGUGCAGUACGAGAUGUCCUGGAAGGAGCAUUGCAUCCGACGUUUGAUUCCCCUGAUAUCGAAGAUUGCUUGAAUCUUAUACGUGAGCGUAAAACUCUCAGUGACAAUCAAGUGUUGAAGUCCAGAGGCCUUCUCAAAUCAGUGGUCACCCAAAAGAUUCUUCUAAUGGAAUCAAAAAUUUUGCUGAUUGAUAAUUCAAGGAUUAGAUUGCUAAACAACCUCACAAGGCUUUCUGCUUUUGACAACCGCACUUAUAUCCUUCAACUCCUGAAACCUUUCUUGCUGAAUGAAAUUGUGAAUAUGGAGUCCAAAGCCAAGACAGAUGCAGCAGAUGCAGCAGAAGCAGAUCUUUUAAGCGAGGUGGAGAAGAAGAAGCCACAACCAAAGAAGAUGAAUAAUAAAAACAAAAAGAAAACUUCAACUAGAAUGCCUAGUCCCCUUAAGAAGACUGUUGAACGUAAAACUUCUCUCAAUCUUGAACCGGAGAGUACAUCUGCGUCACUAAGAACGGUUGAAGAAGAUUGUAUUGAACCAGAAAAGGGUCAAUUGGAAAUUUCAUCCGAAACUGAAAUUCAAGUGGAAGUUACUAGAGAAGACCCUGAUAUGCACAACAGGCCGGGAGAAGAAGAUUCACAGUCAGCGCCUGGAGAAACUGCAGCUAGAUAUAAUUCAGUUCAUGACAUGACACUGAAGGCCCUCUUGAACAUUAAGGUUCUCAAAGAAGAUUUGAUGAACCAACCAUUGCACGACCACCUGGAAGAACAAGUUCCUCUUUCACUACGAAAUUUAUUUGCUGCUUUUGUUUCAGAAGAAAUCAAACAUGAGGGAGUCUACAGUUGCCUCUUGAGCGACUUACUUGCUUCCCAAGAAGAAGUUAUUUCUAUGUCGAGUGAUGCUGCUAAGGUAGUUGUAGCCAUCCUUGAUUUUUGGCGUUGCUGGAAACAUCCAAAAAGAGAAAGCUUGGUAACUCGCCUUUUUACGGUGCCGGAUAAUAAAAGAAUGAGCUGUAGAAAAUGCAGAAGGACUACAAAUUAUCCAGAGCAAAGCUCUUAUGGCAUAACAAUGCCUGCUGAUACAAUCAGAGAACUGAAGUGUGCUUUUGGGAAUAUUAAGUUUGUGGAUAUCCUAAAGGUGAUACGCAUGGGAUAUAAAAUGGUAUGUGACAGUGAAACAGGAGGUUGCGGAAAGACGAACUAUGUUCAUCACAUUAUAAGUAGAUGCCCGCCUAUCUUCACAAUCGUGUUGGAAUGGGAGAAUAGAGCAACUGAAAACGAGAUAUCUGAAACAACGAAGGCUCUGGACUGGGAGAAUAUCAGCAGGCUGUACGAAGAAGGCUUAGAACCAAACACUAACUACCGGCUUGUGUCAAUGGUUGGUUGCAGUGGAGUAGGAGAACACAUAUGCUUGGCUUAUGAAAAGAACCGGUGGGUCAACCUCAGACGUGAGUGUUUAGCAGGAGAGGAUGUUGGUGACUGGAAGGAUAUGGUCAAAUUCUGCGGAGAGAGGAAGGUUCAGCCAGAGAUUCUGUUUUAUGAAGCUGCCUGAUUGACGACCUAACAAGUGACAGUAUUGUAUCAAUGUGGUGAAGUCCAGCAUUGAUGUAUAAACAGUGACUUGUUACAAACUUACAAUUCAAAAGUUGUGUUUUCACGGCUUGGGUUCCCUUGGAAACUGCAUUUGUUCAUCUACAGAGUCCUUCUAUAUACCAGCUCAAUGCAAACAAAAACAAAAUAUGUUUCCGCUACCAAAAAGACACUUUUGUAUCUUUACUUUCAGCACGAAAGGCUACUCCUUCUUCCA